AACGGUAACUGGCGUGAUAUCCGCCAAUUUCAAAAACAAAAUAUACUUGCGAAAAUGGCAUGACGUGUGUGUAAAAUGUGAAACCUUUGCUCAGAAAAUGUUUUAAAAUGCCUCGUUUUACUUUUUAUGAUUACUUUUUAGCGUUCAUUUCAACUUGUACUUACAUUGCAGAUGUUGCUACAGAUAUUGCCCUGUUGGUAUAUUUCUUCACAGAAGGACAUCAAGUAUGGGGGUCAUUGAGCUUGUGUUUUGUGGCACUUGCAGCUCUAUUAAUGCAAGUGUUCAGCUUUCACUGGCAUGUAUCCGACAGAACACUCACUGUUGGCUCGCUCUUUGUACAUAUUCUUUUCCUGGCACCUCUCCAUAGGUAUUUCAAAGUGUUCCAACUUGGACGUAAAUCCCGGAAGUCUGGAAAUGGCGAGGAUCUAGGUGCAGCAUACAGGGCCAUCAAUGACAUCAGCAUCUUACGAUUGGUGGAAACAUUUAUAGAGUCUGCUCCACAGUUAGUGCUACAACUGUACAUAGUAUUGUCAAACCUACAGAACUUCAAUACACUUCUUGGAUUUUCAAUGGUGUUUUCUCUGUUUUCUGUGUCAUGGUCAAUAACAGCAUAUACAGAUGCUUUACACUUGGCAUACAAGAAGUUUUACAAGCGAAGCUUUGUUUCCAUGGUAACACAUUUGAUAUGGCAGACAGGAAUGGUCACUGCUCGUGUUGUAUCUAUAGUCUUAUUUGCUACAGUCUUUCAUGGAUAUGUUGGCAUACCAUUAGGUGUCCACUUUGUGGUAAUGUUUGUCUGGAUUAUAAAGCUACAACCAGACUUUGGUUCAACGCCAUGUGAACGUCGUCUAUUCACUGUAGUUGCUGCGGCUAUACACAUAUUCUGUUUCCUGAACUUAAAAGAUGGCAAUUCUAGAUACAGAAUGGUGUUCUACUAUGUCCUAGCAUUGAUAGAGACUGCAGCUUACAUGACUGUUUGGUACAUGUGCAAAUCACACAGUGGACCGAUCUGGUUUGAUGUCACUGCUUUCUCAGUGGUAUUUGGAGCUUUUGGCUUAGGAACUAUAUUUAUGUUAUUGUACUAUGGAUGCUGUCAUCCAAGUGGACCUGCACCAAUUCCAAGUCAGAAACCAGAUUUCCUCAAGCCUGGCAAUUUGGCAUUUGGCACUGCUCCACACCAGUAUAAGCCCAGCAUGGCUUCCAAGAAACCUCAGCAAGAUAAGCCGAUGAAAAAUACAACAUCUUCAAAGGGAAACCAUCCAUCAAUAUUUGAUGUUUCAUCUACGUCGGCUCGAAUCAAUCUCUGGUUGAGUGCCUCUCUAGACCUCAGUAAGGAAGGUCUUGUUGAACAUCCAGAUUGUCACCUAGAUCCUUCCUUACAACCUUCGGGAAACCAGACAAUCAACAGCCAGAACCAGGGCGGUGACAUCAGUAUACAGAGGAAGGUGUCCUGUAGGGAGACACCUGUAGAUGUACAUGUUUCCCCAUUAGGAUCCACAGGAAGUAAUAGUGCUGCUAAACCAUUACUGGGGAGGUCAAAUUACCAAGAACAUGGAAGUUACAGGGAAAGGUCUGCAUCAGAAUUGAACAAAACAGAAGACAGAAUGGAUUUCAGCAGAGUUAGUAGAGCUUCUGAUAGGGAACAUUCUAUGCCAGACUAUAAUCUUGUAGAAAUGUUUGCACGGUGUAAACUGGACCCAUCUUUUGUCUCAAAUUCUUCCAUCAGUGACAUUUUGUUCAAUCAGACACUCAAACAGAAUACCCCUACAAGUAAAAAUGGAAAGUUCUCCCUGUCACCAGAGAAUCAAUAUGGAAGAAUGGAACAAAACAAGUCUGAAAUGGAUAUUUCUGGUUUAAACUGGAAUCAAACAAGAACAUCUAAUGACUCCUCUAAAUCUUUGAUAUACUCACCUAAUCAUCUCGUUCUAGGGGAAUUAGGUCCUCCAAGUAUCUCACCACUUGAUCCAAGCAGAUUGUGGGAAGAAUCUGAAGGCAGAUUACGGCAGACAUCACUUCUGAACAACACUGGAUCUGACCCAACUUUACAUCAGUCAGGGGAGAGAAAUCCUGUAUUUAAAGUCACACCUGAUGUGUUAAGGGGAAUAACACAUUUAUCCCUCUCGUACAGUAAUUUGAAUUCAGACAACAUUUCUCCAAGACAAAAUAAAAGCAACAGCAAAGAUAACAGUGGAUUUUCUGAGACAGCAAAUUCUUUUGUUUUCAAGAAUGGUGUAGAUAAAUCCAUUGAAUCACUCAGUGGUAGUAGUAACCUUGUGAAUCAGUCUGAAAUGCUGUCAUUUUCUGAUGUUUCUCUUCAACUUCCAGACUGCUCCUCUAACUCUAGAAAUAGAUCAGAUACUCGAGCAGAUGUGAACCGGAGUACACCAAGUUUAAGAGAUGAUAUUCACAAAAGGAAAAGGUCACAUGGAAAUUAUGAUUCAUUGAAAAAUUCUUCAUCAGAUAAAUUUUCUAUGUCAAAAUCUAAAGAUAGUUAUAGCAGUAGGGAAUAUUCUCCUUCAGACAGGCAGUCAUCAUAUUUGUCAGACAGAGGUUUGGCUUCAUCUGAUAGAGGACUUUCUUCAUCCCAUUCUACAAAUGAUGCUUCGGGUCAUAGGUCACUGACUUCUAGUGGUUUUCAAAGUGAAGAGUCAAACAUGAGCACUACAAGUCCAGCCUACAGUCAUUUUUGUGACAUAAAUGCAAGCAAGUUUCAUUCCACACCAGUAGUUGAGAAUGAAAUUUCAUCUAUCUGUCCACCUUCUUCAGUUAGAGCAGUUACAAGUAAAAGAGUAAGUCUAGAUGAUGAUAUUUAUGCCGAUUCAUCAAAAUUUAAAAACUCAACUCCAGUUAUUGAUGAAAAUCAUCAUGUUUAUGAUAAAGAUUUAAAAGACAACAUAACACCUAUCACCAGCAUCGGACCGAAGAAAGCUAAUGUAAUUAUGCCACCUUCUUCAUUGUUUUAUGAGAAUUCUAAUGUAGACUCUCCAGUUCUUCCACCCAUUGGAUGGUCACGUCGUUCAUCAUCAGCAGGGUCUUCAGGCUCAGGAGGAAGGUUUUUCAAAGACCCGACUCUUAGUAGUAAUGAGGAUUUGAAUAACAAAUCAGGAGAAUCUAAAUGCACUGUUUCUUUGGUAUCGCAGGGGUCAAACAAUGGCUACAUGGAGAAGUCAAGUCUGUCUGCUCUCCUCUCCGAUAUGUCUAGUAGUAAAUGCACACGAACAUCUGAAGAAAAUUUUUCAAUGGCGUCUGAUCCAGACACUUUAAAGAGGUCAAAUCAUUCAAUCCUUUCAGACAAUAUGAUUGAUAGAAAAACAGAAAGUUUACCAUAUAUGCCAGUGAAUGAUGGAUAUAGUUUAAAUCAUUCAGAUAAUGGAUUAACUGCAAGUCUGCCUCACCAGUUCUACAAUAUGCAGGGUAGAAGAAGUCUAGACAAGUCGCAAAACAGCAUUCAUGAUUACGAAAACAUUAAUAACUACACAAAACAAAGUUCAAAUGCAUCAAACUCGAGUUUAAAUCUGUCCGGAAGUAAAACUGUUUCAGCAUAUCUAUAUAACAAUGAACCAGAGAAGAAUAGAUUACAAGAGUUGUACAAUGAAUUUUCACAUGCAUCAUGUGUGAAGAAUGAAUCUGAUGUCAAUCGUACAUUUGAUAAAGACAAAAUACCUAAUUAUGAAAACAUUAAUGAGUUAAAUGAUGGCAAUAUUGCAGACUGUAUCCCUGAAUCUGAUUCUAGAAGUGACAUGUUUAGCAGGGAUAAAUGGAGAGCCAGUUUAGAUAAGGAAAUGAAGGAAAGACUGGUUCAUGAUAUUGAAAGACUUGCUCCAAAAAAAUUGUAUCAGUUAAGUACAAAGAAUGGUCCUCCAAAGAAGAAGAUGUCUCCAGUAAAUAUUACUGAAUACAAUGAUUCUCCAUACAAGUUCAGAAAGCCUCACAUCAGUGCUGCACCUUCAGAAUAUGAGAAUAUUGACAGUUUAGGGCAAACACAUCUCAGUGAAUAUACAGAGUCACCUUUCAAGGUCAGAAAAUCUGGUAUAACUGCAAGAAGAGCAAUAUAUGGAAGUAUGAAGAGUGAAAGUAAGGACAGUUUGACUGGAGAGUAUGAAAACAUCAACUCCCUGUCAGGGGAUACUAACUAUGUUAACAUAGAUCACCUGUUGGGUCCUUGUCCUGUUGCCACACCAGAGAGUUUGUCUGAUACUGUAAUGCUUGAUGACAUACAUGGACCUCUUGGAAGAGGAGACAAAACUUUCAAUCUUGUUAACAAUAGACAUAGUGAUAUAUACCAAGAUUCUGUGUUUGAAAAUGAAAGUUUGAGAUCACAGGAAUUAUCACGGACUAAAUCACCGAUAAACACAUCAGGAUUCAAUAGUGCUUUUAAACCAGUAAAGGGAAGGAAAAGUGUAGAAAGUCCACUGUCCAGAACUAGCAGUGGUAGUGAUGAAACAUAUAACAUUGAAAAUGAAAUUGACUACAAAACUGAUGAGUUUGUUCACUCUAACCAAGAAGGUUUGGUAGAAAGCACUGAUUCAAGUUCAAAUUCUGGAAAAAGCUCAAGAAGGCAGUCCAAUAUAUCAAACUAUGUUAGUGACGUUGAAAAUAUGUCGUCAUUUCAAUGGACGAGGGAUACAGGAAUGUUGUCAAUGACUGGCUUAUCUGAUUCUGUAAGUCGAUCACCGAGAAAUUACUUGCAGCUUGCUGGUAAGGCUCCUCUUAACUUCUCAGUUCCAACAUUUCUACAGGACGAGAGUAGUAGCCAAACGUCAAAGCAUUCCUACACGGAUUCAAUUCCUUGGGAGGAAUCAGAUAACUCACUACAAACUACAGCAGAUUUGAGUGAAGGAAAGAUAAGACAGCCUUUGAAAGCUCUUGAAAACACUCCAGUAUUCUCACCAAUAUACGGGCAAGAUAGAAGACUGAGUAUUGAACUUUCUAGUAGGAAGAGAUUUAUGAGUACUCCUAAGUUAUCAACGGGUUCAGAGUUGAGUGUGUCGAGAAAUUCUGAGGAGUCGAAGACACCUCAAAGGAGAAGGAGUUCAGGUUUAUCAAAGAAGCCAUACUCGGACAACACUAGUACUUGGAGCUCGCAGAGUGAAACAGACAUUUCUUGUAAUGUUAGUGGUCAUAGCACUUUUGCUUUGUCAAAAACAACCUAUAUAUAGUGUAAAGUCUGGUAUUCUAUGAUGAGCAAUAGUUUAGUUAGUAUUUUAUUUAUUUUUUCUUUUCUUCAUUGGUUGAGGGUAAAAUGAAGAAUUCCAGAAGGUUUGAUAAGACAUGGUUUGUUGUUUUAAUUUAAUACAGUGUAUAUUGAAAGGCAAGAUAAUAUUUUGUCAUUUCUAAAAAGGUAAAUUUGAAUAAUUUUUAAGGAAAUUGUAAAAUUUGGAACCCUGUUUAAUUUUGUGAUUAUUUAAGACUAAGUGAUUAUUUGUAAACUAGUAUGAUAUUAUGUAUAUAUGUGUGAAAUAACCAUGAGCUUUUACUGUAUGUUAGUUUAAAUGACAUUUUAAAAACAUUAAAUACACACAAAGUAAAUAUUUUUCUUUUUACCAAUUUUCAAGUGUAUUUUUUUCACAUUUGUUACUUCUAUAAUUAUCCAAUAAAUCUCAUUACUGACAUAGAUAAAUAGAAUACAGAAACAGAAUGUAGAUAUUUGUUUUAAGAUUUUUGGUAUAUUUUACAGUAAUAUUACUAAAGUUAUAGUCUCUUCCAAAACAAGAAGUCAUUAAAAUGUAAAAAACUUGAUUAGGUGAAAAUCAUGUUUUUUUAAUUAUAUUUGGGUUCAAUAUUUCAUUGCAUAAGUUAUUAUAAGAAUUCUUUGAUUUUCUGUAUGUAAAGAGAGAAACAUAGAGACAAGUGAAUGCUCACAUAUAUCAUUAUAUGUUUUAGGUAUCAUGUUAAAUCUGUAGUACCGGUAUAUAUAUUUUAAAGAUUUUUUUAUAGGGAAAUGAACAGAAGAUUUUCAUUUUCAUGAUAGUGAUUUUAUACGAAUUUUGUUAUCAUAUAACAGCACAGGUAAAAAGCUGUUUAAUUUUUUUGUUCAGUGUAAUAUGCAGAUUAUGUCAUUUUAAACAAGUACAAUUGUAUAACUUUUAAACUGUAUACUAUCAUCCUGAUACAUUUGUCUUCCAAAAUAAAAAGAUUUAUAAAAAGAAGAAAAAAAAACAGUCAAAAGCUUACUCUGUAUGUAAUUAUAUUAGGUUAUUACAUGUAUUAUGUAAUGUUGAUUUUUCUAUCACUGGCACACAUUCAUUACAUUGCAUCACAUUCACAUAGAUUCAUACUGUACAAAUUUUGCUUGUGUUCAUGACAAAUUGAUUAGGUCCAUCACUCCACUUUGGAAAAUAAGGCUUUUUAUGCCGCAGAAGGAUAGCAUAUAGUUUUUUAACUGUUCAUCUGCAUUUAUCCGGGACAUAACUUUGUGUACAAUGUAACUGCUAAUUACCGAUGAUUUGAGCUUGUUAUUGUUGCUGCUUAAGGGUUUGUUUUAAUGUUUUUAGUGAAACAGACUUCUUCUAUGAGUGGUGAGUUUAUGCUCUCUUUGUUUUUCAAGAUAAUGUUUGGGAGGAUAAACAUUUUAUCAAAAAUUAGGUUUUAAUUUUUACUUUUGACUAUUAAAAGCACAAUGGAUUUAAUAAUCUGAUUACUUAUAAGUUGAUGUAACACUUGAUUAAGGUUUUGCUUCCAACGUCAUGGUUCAAGACUAUAACUAAAAGUUGCAGAGUAAUACUUUUUUUCUGAAAUUAGAUAUUUCCUUGUAAAAGUUUUUCUUGUGUGUUCUAUUUAACUAAUUUCUUGUUUUAAGGAUCAUAAUUGUAGGCCAUUUUCCAAGGCCCACAAUGUACAUGAGUAUCUUUAUAAAGAAUUUACUAUCCGAUACUGAAAUGGUUGAGUGUACUGUCCGAGUGACAGCUCUUAUUUAUUUUAGACUUUUUGUCUGGUUUUACUUUUGUAAUAGAUUUAGUUGUGUGAAUUUUUCUAAGCACCUGUAAAAUAACAUGGAAAACAAUUUAUAUUUUAAAGAUUAAACUUAAAAAAGUAACAGCAAACAUAAUUUAAUUAUUUACUAGGUCAGUUUAAUGAACAUAUUAUCUGGAAGUCACAUUUUAUCACCAACAGAAUUUAUUAUUAAGACCUAAAGAUGAUGUCUCUUAAGUUACCGGGUAUAAAGUCACCCAGAUAAGUGUGGGGUAAUAUUUUGAUUUGUAGACAUAGUUAACAUUUAGAAGUUUCUUUCUUAACCUUAUUCUCAAUGUAAUGAAAGACAUUCCAUUCAAGUUAGAACUGUUAAUUGUUAAAUAUUUCAAAUAUUAAUAAGAACAACUGAAAUGUAUCAUUCGGAUGAUAUUCUUUAAAAAAAUGUUGAAAAUGUUCAAUACGAGGAAACAUUUUUAUGUUACACAAAAAUAUUUUCUUCUAAAAUAUUUUAUUAUGUGCCAUCUUAUUUAAGACCAAUUUACUUUAAUAUAAAAUCUUUCAAUAUAAAGCAAUAAAGCAAACAACAGUAUAGACUCUUGUCAGACUGGGUUGAGAUGCUGAGUACUAGUAUAUUACUCCUGGCAUUAGCCAAUGUUUACUCAUAGGGUAACAAAAAUGUUGUAAUACUUGUAUAUUACUCACAUAGUUUUCAUAUUUAAAAGCUAAUUAUAAAACUCUAAUCUUUCUCUAAAUGUUAUGUAUUCCCUCAUUGUGCUGUCUACAAUUUUCCAUAUUUUCUAUUUGUCAGACUUUUCUAUUCUUUCAUUAGUUAUGUAUAUUCUAACCAUAUUGUGUUCUAUUUUUUCUACAGCAAUAUUUUCAUAUAAAUGUAUGAUUAUUACACAUUUGUAUUAAAAAGGUGAGAAGCUUA
Ruditapes philippinarum (Manila clam) is the source of this 7843-nucleotide messenger RNA. RefSeq lists its product as uncharacterized. Bases 108 to 5159 code for a protein of 1683 amino acids. NCBI's taxonomy places the organism in Eukaryota, Metazoa, Mollusca, Bivalvia, Venerida, Veneridae. The transcript has 8 exons. Gene Ontology annotation, cellular component: plasma membrane. Gene Ontology annotation, biological process: engulfment of apoptotic cell; phosphatidylserine exposure on apoptotic cell surface; apoptotic process involved in development. The record is from RefSeq and is a predicted model, not a curated record.